Messenger RNA from Drosophila innubila, 5761 nucleotides. RefSeq lists its product as uncharacterized. The record is from RefSeq and is a predicted model, not a curated record. The coding region runs from base 944 to 5197 and encodes 1417 amino acids. NCBI's taxonomy places the organism in Eukaryota, Metazoa, Arthropoda, Insecta, Diptera, Drosophilidae. The transcript has 12 exons.
UUAGAAGUCGUGCUACGGAUUAGACGUGUGUUCGUUGUCGUUGUUCAGUUGUUGUGUUUGCUUGUAUUGCCGAGGCACGUACUGUAGUUGUCAUAAGACCCGAAUACUCGUAGAACGUGCAGACGCCUCUGCGCGCCUUUGCAAUAAAUCAAGCGAAAAGUAUUUAAUUAUAAACAAAUGCAGGCAAUCGAAAUGCGCAUUCGAUUUUAGUUGAUGAACACAUUACACAGAUACACACACACAGAGUGUGUGGGUGCAAUCGUCUUCUUCAAUUGUUAAGUGUGCGGAGUGUGCAACCUACCGUUGCUUUAGAUUGUAUUUGAAUUUGUUAGUAAAACUAACGUUCAAAGUGCCGCGAUUGCAUUGUUUAGAUUUUCAUUUUGACUUUGAUCGUGUGCUACACUCUCCACCCCCCCUCAGCAUUCACCCUUCGCGUGUGCCUUGCCCCCACCCACCUAACGUUGACUUGCAAGCGCGUGCGUGUCGUAACUUUUGAUUAGCUGCUUUUUUAUAUUAAAGCAACUCAAGACGAGUCACCGUCAACUACACCGUCACCAUCACCAUCACCAUCAUCAUCGUCGGCGUCAGACUCGAAGCAGGAGCUUCGGUGCACCCUUUGGAACAUUGCGCUUUCGUAACUUAUCGCCGCCUACAUCGCAUAUCUUUUGCAGUGGUUGUUGCUGUUGUUGUUUGUUGCCUCAUCGAAGUACCACAAAAUUGUAAACAAAUGAAUACAAUUAUAAAAAUGUGUCAAUAAAUUGUUGGAAUUCGUUGAUGGAAGCACACGUGUGACUUAAAGGUGUGCUCUUUAUGGUUGUUGUUGUUGUUGUCGGUUAUAUGGUCUUUUAGAAAAAAGAGACAGCGAGAGGGAAGCGACAACAAUACGCAACAUUUGCAAAUUUUUUUUGUAAAUAACAAUAUUACACAACAACAUCAAAAAAACAUGAAAUUUUCCAUCGAUAAAAGACGUAAAGGCGUGGCAGCAGCGCUGCUUCUGCCCCUUCUCUGCCUCUGCCUCUGUCUGCAACUCAAGCAACUGGGCGUCGAGGCACACGUGGCCCUUACGUAUCCACCUGCACGGGGAUACGACUUGGAUUUCUUGGAUAAUGCGCGGACAAAGGCGCCAUGCGGCAUGCCCAAAGGUUCCAUACGCACCUCUUUGUUGUCUGGGACACAGUUUAAUGUUACCUGGCAUUUGGCCUAUGCGCACAGGGGCGGCUUCCGCUUGCAAUUACUGGAUGCACUCGAUAGACCCGUACUGGAUCUAACACCCCAUGUCAAUGGCUCGGAGUUUGUGCACACGGAUGUUACACCCCUCAUCACCCACAGGGCUCAGUCGUAUCAGGUGACAAUUCCCAAGGAUUUCGAAUGCUUCAAUUGCACAUUGCGGCUGCAACGUCAGGCUGAUGAAUGGUCGACCAACUAUCGUUUCUGGUCCUGUGCCGACGUGGAUAUCAAGCAGCGCAAGGACUUCAAGGAGAACUGCUCCGGCAAGGGAAAAUACUUUCCCUCACGCUGCAAGUGCGAAAAGAACUACUAUGGAGCCCAGUGUCAGUAUCGGGACGAGUGCACCACCAAUGCCGACUGCGGUGUCCAGGGCAAGUGCAUCGAUCUUGCGAGCACCUCGCUGCCCCGUCGACAAUGCUACUGCAACUACGGUUGGCAUGGAAUUGGCUGCAACAAGAGAUCCCCCUACAAAUCCACCAGCUUGGAUCUCACUUCCUAUACGAAGAAGGAGCUGUCACCCGAUUAUCACAUGUACUGGCGACUGCUGGAGGAGCAGAAGGAAAUUGAGAUCGUUCUCAAGGUUAAUAGCACCUCUUGGGUGGGCUUGGGUUGGCGGCCACGUGGCUUGACGCCGGAGUGCAGGAAUUUCCCGCUAAUCCGAGACAUGGGAGAUUUGACGACAACCCUCGAAAGCGCGGCACCUGAACCCAAGAGCGAACCAGAGCCGAAGAGCGAACCUGAACCCAAGAGCGAACCUGAACCCAAGAGCGAACCUGAACCCAAGAGUGAACCAGAACCGAAGAGCGAACCUGAACCCAAGAGCGAGCCUGAACCCAAGAGCGAACCUGAACCCAAGAGCGAGCCUGAACCCAAGAGCGAGCCUGAACCCAAGAGCGAACCUGAACCCAAGAGCGAACCAGAACCCAGCUCACAGUUAGCACCUGAACCAAUUGCCGAGCCGAGCUCCAAGACAAAGCGCGUCGCUAAGCAUGAUGAGGAGUUUGGCAACAUUGAUGGUGUCACCUCGGUGGCCACAAGUGUCUCCUAUCGCGUCAGCACCAAAUCCGGACGCAGCCGCCGUCAAGCGACAGAGCCUAAUAGCACAGCGGAACCAAAGAGCGAACCGGAGCCAACAAGUGAACCGGAAGCUACGACAACGAGUGCGCCGGAGCCAACGAGCGAGCCAGAGCCAAAAAGUGCUGCGGAACCAAAGAGCGAACCAGAACCAAAAAGUGAACCGGAGCCGAAGAGUGAACCAGAACCCAAGAGUGAGCCGGAACCCAAGAGUGAGCCGGAACCCAAGAGUGAACCAGAGCCGAAGAGUGAGCCUGAGCCUAAGAGUGAGCCUGAGCCUAAGAGUGAACCAGAACCUAAGAGUGAACCAGAACCCAAGAGCGAACCUGAACCCAAGAGUGAGCCGGAGCCCAAGAGUGAACCGGAACCUAAAAGUGAACCCGAACCCAAGUCAGAACCAGAACCCAAGAGUGAACCCGAACCCAAGAGUGAACCGGAACCUAAAAGUGAACCCGAACCCAAGAGCGAACCAGAACCUAAGAGCGAACCAGAACCUAAGAGCGAACCAGAGCCCAAGAGUGAGCCGGAACCCAAAAGUGAACCGGAACCUAAAAGUGAACCGGCGCCCAAAAAGUCAGCAAAUCUUGAGUCAGCAGAACCCAAGUACAAACUUAAUCCGUAUACACCUCGACAUGACUUUAGUCCCAUGGACUGCACGGAUAUUGUCAUUGGCUCGGCACGUGGCAUGGCCAGUCGUGUGGGAGAUUAUUAUACUCGGGAUCGUUCCACACCACGUAACGAUGAGGUUUUCGGCGGCAAAUCCGACCUGGCUUUGGGCACCGGCUUCGAGGAGGAUGGUGUGACCACCAUCAUAUUCCGCAAAAAAUUGGUGGCUACAGAUCCAACCGAUCACACCUUGGACGAUGCACUGACUCAUGUGAUCUGGGCAAGGGGUCAGGAGCCGACAAAGUAUGUCCAUGUGCCACCUUCUGGUCUGGAAACGGAAGCCUCAACCGUUAAGGAUUUCUAUCAGCCGGAUGAGCUCAAAUAUCAUGGACAUCAAUCGCAACGCGGUGUUACUCAAAUCAAUUUCUUUGAAAAAGAGAAAGCCGCCACUGAAGUCGAUCGCAAUGAUCUGAGCACAAAUGUGCUGGACAAUGACUGCUAUGGACACUGGAAAUAUCCGUCGAAUUGCUCGCCACAGGAGCACACUUGCGAGUACUACGCCUCCUGGGAGACCGUAGGACGGGGCGACGAUAUCCAUUGGCACAUCGAGACGUCAAACACACAAACCUGGACGGGCAUUGGCUUCAGUGAUGAUCAGCGCAUGUCACAGACAGAUGCGAUUAUCGGCUGGGUGGAUGGACGCAGUGGUCGUCCCUUCCUGAUGGACACCUGGGUGCUGGGCUAUGCUCCACCCAAGCUGGACGAUAGCCAGGACAUAACAAAUGCAUCUGGUCGCAUUGAAAAGGGUGUAACCAUCUUGGAGUUCAAUCGCAAGCGGAUUAGCAACGACGAACAUGAUCUCUCCUUCACGGAUGAUCAUUGCCUUUAUCUGUUCUUCCCCGUUCUGGGCGGUGCCUUCAAUGUGGUUAACAAGAAGAUACGCAAGCAUGAGCAAGUGCCACCGAUUUCACCACAACGCGUUUGCAUCAAGUCCUGCGGCAAAGAAUUGGAGUCCGUAUUUGUGGGCACGAGUACACCAGCACCUAGUCGCUUAGUAUAUUCCGUCGGCGUGAAACUGAUGAACUUGGCGGAAUCCUUUGAGGCGCCCAAACCCGGCACUCUGGAGUUCAACAAUCUGGCAGUUACCAUCUCGGACUCCUUCAAUGGCAUACUCUCGCUCAUUCCCGGUUAUUAUAAAACCGAAAUUAUUGGAUUUGAAAAAGAGGGCACCUCAAUGGUAGCCAAGGUGCAAGCGAUGUUCGAUAAGGCUGAUGUGGAAAAGGAGCAUACGCUGGAUACGAAUAACAUCGAGAAGAGCAGCGAGGCGGCCAUACAGAAGAAUGCAGAAGUAAUUAAAGCAGCGCUACAGGAUCAAUUAGCCACCGGCAAGGUGGGAUCCCUGACUGUGGAUCCACAGUAUUUGGACUUUGAAGCCCUGGAGUUUAAGAGUGCUGAGGAGCCAAGUGCCAAGGACACGUUGCUCUCCUUCUUCGAUCUGUCCGAGACACGUUUGUAUAUUGUCCUAGGUCUGAUUGCAGCCCUGGUCCUGAUCGCACUGAUCCAAGCGUGUUGCACGAUAUUCAAAACGUCGCGCAAGAGCAAAAACACAAAGGAGAAACUCAUACAGAACUCACCCUGGAAGGAGUUUGCCUCGAACACGAACUAUGCAUUCGAUCCGUAUGGCGAAACCGAGGAGAAGCACAUGACCAGCAGCACAACGGCCAAGGAGAAGGCACGCAAUCGAUCCACGGCGAGCAGCCAACAGACCACAUUGCCCAUGUCCCAUUCGCCCACGAGCAAAUCCCAGAUGUACUAUGAGAACAGCAAUGUCAAUGGAAAUGGAAAUGGACAAGGACAUGGACAUGGCCAUGGCAAGAGUAGCAACGGCAACACUCGUUCCAAUGGACGCCACAUGAUGCAGGAGAGCAGUGCGGGCGGUUCUACCUCCACUGCACCUGGUCCUUAUUCACGUGGCAGCUAUGCGGAGCGUGCUUACUCGCUGCCCCGACAGAAUCAUCAGUAUCAACAGAACUCGUCUAAUAUGCAGCCAUCCGGUUAUUAUACGCAUGAUCGCCGUGCUGCCCGACAGGAGCGCGAACGGGAAAGGGAGCGGGGCGAGGAGAGACGUCAUCGUCAUGAAAGAGACUCCAGCUAUGAUCGAUCGCGCGAUGAUCCGCGUUUAAAUGGUGGCUCCGAUACGCCCGACUUUUAUUUCAUGCCAUCGCAACGGAAAUAUUCGGGUGAAGUGGUGCGUGUCUAUGUAGACUAUAACAAGGAUCCGAAGAACUAAGAGACACACAACAGAACAUCCUCGGUGACAUAUACAGACAUGUACAAACACAUAUGUACACAUGUGUAAAAUGCGAGUGCAUACACAAAGCGUUACAAUUUAUUUAAAAUCUUGUUUUAAGUCCAUCUCUUAACACUCCGUCCUUCUAUCUGGCCCUCUGCUGCUUCUCGUUUCGAUUGCCAUAAAGCAGUUUCACUGCAUGCGAUUUACGGGGGACUCCCCCCGUUUUCACUUUGGGUGCGUAAGCUUUCUAAUGACGCACAAACACACUCACACAAAGACAGACAGUUAAUUAUUAUUAAUGAUGCAGUUCAGGAAAUGCUUAAACAAAAAAAUUAAAGAAAUCCACAAUUUAGUAAAUUGUAAAUAUUUUGCAUAGAUUUUUAUGGUCUGAACAUCUAAGUAUUGAUUCAGGACUUUUGUUUUCUCUUUAAUGUGCAAAGAAAAAUAGUCACUGUAUUUAAUCAAAUUAAAUAUAUGUAUGUUAAUAUAAAGUUUAAUAAUGUUGAGCGCAUAAUUACGACAUAAUACUCGUACAAAAUGUUUAAUUUUACAUUACAUUAA